Messenger RNA from Coniophora puteana RWD-64-598 SS2, 744 nucleotides. RefSeq lists its product as uncharacterized. The transcript is spliced from 5 exons. NCBI's taxonomy places the organism in Eukaryota, Fungi, Basidiomycota, Agaricomycetes, Boletales, Coniophoraceae. The record is from RefSeq and is a predicted model, not a curated record. Bases 1 to 744 code for a protein of 247 amino acids.
AUGACCGACUCACUGAAGCCUGCCAGUGAGGAGCUCGACAUCACAUCUCCAGUCGACUGUGGUCGUGCCACCCCAUCCACCCUCGCCCUCGACGUCCUCCUUGCCGUACCCGAGCACACAGGCCAUGCGACCAGCCACAUGCUCGUCUACCACGCCUCGGACUUGUCCCGCGUGCGCGUCAAGCCCACCAGGUGCUUCGUCCUCCUCGAGAGCUGGUCCCUCGCUUUCUACUUCUGGCCGAGUGCGCACGAGCGCACGACACACAUGGGUGUCGCCGGUGCCACACCAGGCGCGCGUAGCGUUGUGCUCUUCAUGCACGCCAGCGAGCCUGCCUCGCGCCGGCGAACCCAUCCUCGCGCCUGCGAUUCGCUCCCUGAGCAUUUCGUAUUUCACGGAUGGCCAAUUCGAGACCGGGGCCGGUGCGCAACGGUGCCCCGGUUCCUGUUGCAAUGGAGUGGCAUUGCGCCUAGCGCAGGCGGGGCGCGGGGAUCUCUCAGGUCGCUCAUCCCCGUGCCCUGCCAGAGCUCGAAGACUCCCUCCCUCCAUCCCCCGGCAUCGUGCCUCGACGAAUCUCAAGCUACGCCCCGACUCGCCUCCUUGUACCACCUCGCUUUCCAUGUAUUAUUAUCAGAACUAGCGCUUCCAAUACACGACAUGCGCUCGGGCUCCCGGAUUCUAUUCGGCGAGCCGGCAGCUCUACCAUUUUACGGUGUGACCAGCCGCACUGGCGACGUGUCCGAUUAG